AUGGCACUUUUCCAUUUGACAAAUAAAUUGGAGAAAGACGCCGCUGUCGCCCCCGCCGAGGAUCAGCUAGAAAUUCGGAAUAAAGUUAAAGAGACUCGUUUGUCUGGUGCAAAUAAACCUGAACUGACGUAUGAUGUCUCCAGCAGCAGCGACGAUACCGAACGAGCUGCACUUCGUUUCGUAACAUCACCUGUAAAAAUUUUACGCCCCAUCAACAACCCUCGAGUUGAGACUAGAUGCAUCCUUCCCGGAAAUACGUCGACUCCGUGUCAGAAAACACUUGAAAAUAACGGACCCAAAUUGUAUAAGAGAUACCUGCAAGAACAAAAACGAUGGUCUAGGGAGAAAGCUGCAAAACUCAGGCAACUAAAGUCAACUUCUCUAAAGAAAAAUAAAGUUAAAAGCUCCUCUAAAGUCAAUAAUACAACUACUAUGCAAGAGAAUCAAACAGUGUUAGAGGAUAAUAACAGAAAAGCACAUGAAACUAACGAGCAAAUGCCAGAGUCUAAAGAGGUUGUUGUUUCGCUUCGUGAUUCCUCUGCCCAGGACACAUUGAAGAGUAAUGAGGAUCCAAAUUCGAGUUGUAUAACGAUGACCACGUCUGUUGAAUCUGAAAAAGAAGCGGAACCUGAGGAACGUUCAAAAGUAAAAAGCACAAACGUUACUACCGACUUGAUUAGUAAUUUGCAGGUACCUAUUGGAGAUGGGAACGCCAAAGUGCCAUCUAGCCUGCUGAAUAGGCUGAACUGGAGUUCCUACACCAAUGUGACUAGAAAGCUCCUCACCGCCGUAUUUUCGCGCAAUGUCCUCGCCACGCAUUCCCUGACUGGCAGACCUUCUCCAGCCUUUCCUGAUAAGCCGGCGAAAAAGAAACUAAACUCGGCGAUUGUCAACGACAUAGUACAAACCGUAGUUCAGAGAUGCAAUGUUGCAGAAAAUCUCGUAAGCAACAGCGACGACACCGAACUAGCUGAACUUCAAUUUGAUGAUCGUUUUGUAACAAUGACCACGUCUGAUGUAUCUGAAAUAGAAACUGAACCUGAGGAACGAACAAAAGUAAAACGAAAAAACAUUACAAUCGACUUGUAUCCUCGCCAUGCAUUCGCUGACUGGCAGACCAUCUCCUGCCUUUCCGGAUAA
Molecule: messenger RNA, 1140 nt
Organism: Pectinophora gossypiella (pink bollworm)
Lineage: Eukaryota; Metazoa; Arthropoda; Insecta; Lepidoptera; Gelechiidae
Product: protein insensitive-like
Exons: 9
Coding region: 1-1140 (379 amino acids)
Biological process (GO): positive regulation of neuron differentiation; negative regulation of Notch signaling pathway
Cellular component (GO): nucleus
Molecular function (GO): transcription corepressor activity; DNA binding
Source: RefSeq, a predicted model, not a curated record